AUGCGUAAAUCUCCUAAAGUAACGUUCAAUUUGGACAUGAAUAAUGAGCAGAAUUAUAGUAGUGACGAUGAAGGCGUUAGAGCAUUUUCAGCAAUUGCCGACUAUGUCGAAUCUGACAUCGAAUUGUCAGAUGAGGAUAUGCCAGAAGCCAUCAUGGCUACCACCGAAAAUUGCCCCGGAUUCGUGAUUAAGACUAACAUCGAGCCGGACGAGAGAGAACUAUAA
Sphaeroforma arctica JP610 is the source of this 225-nucleotide messenger RNA. RefSeq lists its product as hypothetical. Bases 1 to 225 code for a protein of 74 amino acids. Lineage: Eukaryota; Ichthyosporea; Ichthyophonida. The transcript has a single exon. The record is from RefSeq and is a predicted model, not a curated record.